UGUAGUCAAAAGUGCUAGACGUUAAAAGACGAUUUUGAAAAGCCCGAAUUGCUAGAUGCUUUGAUAUUGUAAAAUGCUCGAGACGUAAGGUGCUUGGAAGAUCAACUAUUGACUAUAGGUCAACUAUUUAAAAUGAAACAAAGGAGAGGUAUAUCAUGAUGUCUUUGGCAGCGGAGAGUGACUGAGAGGACUGUGGAUUUCCGAUGAUGAAAAGUUGAGAGAUGGGAGUACCGACGAUGAAGAAGAAACGAUGGCCGUCAGAUUGAAGGAUUGCCUAUUGCUUCACUCAAACAUGUUCUCGGUGUCUAAAAGUAGGAAACUUUAGAUGCUUGCCUGAGAUAUCAUAGAAAUGUCUGAUGUGAGAAAUCUGUGAUGAUGGAUGCCAUUGGACAAAUAGCUCCGGAACAAGCUGCAGGAUGGAACGUCUCACUGAAGCUUCGAUGAAGAAUUCAGCUACUGCGGUGGCGAGCAGGCUUAAUAAUUGGUGACCGUCAAUUUUGCACCUCUUCAACAGUUGUUGCGGGCCCCACUCGAAAAGCCAGUGAGGCCGGACAAGCGGAGUUUGGAGUCGCAGACUAUGGGGCUAUGUUCGCCAUUUCAUCGUUUAUUCUUAUCCCCUACGUCCGCCACUGCCUGCCUCCUUAUACAUGCACGCCGCCACCAUAGCUUACCGCUGGCAUGGGAUCAUGAAGGAGGAAGAGCAGCAGCACGGCGAGACGCUCGUCUCGCCGACGGGGUUCCGGCGGUGGCUCGAGGCCGGGAACGAUGACACGCCGCCGACCGAUGUCCGGAUCGUGACGUCCGGCCAGCGGCGACUCCCGGCUCAUUCCACCGUUCUGGCUUCGGCAUCUCCCGUGCUGGAGAGCAUGCUGCACCGACCACGCAAAGGUGGCAGUAACCGAGAAAUGGAGAUCCCCGUUCUUGGCGUUCCCUGCGAUGCUGUUCAUGCUUUCCUCCGUUUGCUCUACUCCGCCAGGUGCGUGACGCUUGCGGAGGAGGAGAUCGUCGGGGAGCACGGGAUGCACCUGAUGGUGCUGUCGCACGCGUACGGGGUCGGGUGGCUGAAGCGCGCGUGUGAGCGGGUGCUGUCGUCGCGGCUGACCGCCGAGGGCGUGGUGGACGUGCUGGUGCUGGCGCAGCAGUGCGACGCCCCCCGCCUGCACCUGCGGUGCAUGCAGCUGCUUGCCGAGGACUUCGCGACGGUGGAGCAGACCGAGGCCUGGCGGUUCCUCCAGGACCACGACCCCUGGCUGGAGCUCGACAUCCUCCAGUUCCUCGAGGACGCCCACCUGAGACGGCGACGGCUGGGGAGGAGGAAGGCGGAACGGAGGCUGUACAUGGAGCUGCACGAGACCAACGAGUGCUUGCACCACAUCUUCAAGGAUGGAUACGCGGCGAUGGGGCACUCCGGCAGGGAGGAGAAGCGGGCCCGCUGCCCCAACCCCGUCACCUGCCGCGGCCUACGGCAGCUCGUCCGCCACUUGGCGGCCUGCGACAGCGAGAAGAGGCGCUGGUGCCGUCGGUGCAAGUGUCUCUGGCAGCUCCUCCGCCUCCACGCUUCCACCUGCACCGAGCUCGACGACGCCUCCUGCGAAGUUCCCCUCUGCAUGCAAUUCAAGCGGAGGAUGCAGCGUAGGGAAGGCGAAGAAGCGGAUGGUGAUGACAAGUGGGGGAUGCUGGUCAAGAAGGUGGUCUCAGCUAGAGUUGUGUCCCACUUGGUGAAGAAGCACAAACAACCGGUACUGUAUCCGGGGGAUUCAAACUAGAACAGCAGCUUUAGCCGAGUAGUUCGCUUGGUUGCUCCUCCAACUCUUAUGUUGCUUUGUUCUUCGGUUCACCAUCCUUGUCUUGUGUAAAUUUAGCCAGGUAUAUAUAUAUAUAUAUAUAUAUAUAUGAAAAAUAUUUUUUUU
This is a messenger RNA of Musa acuminata AAA Group (dessert banana), 1910 nucleotides long. Its product is annotated as BTB/POZ and TAZ domain-containing protein 1-like. The transcript has 8 exons. Gene Ontology annotation, molecular function: protein binding. Lineage: Eukaryota; Viridiplantae; Streptophyta; Magnoliopsida; Zingiberales; Musaceae. The record is from RefSeq and is a predicted model, not a curated record. The coding region runs from base 648 to 1766 and encodes 372 amino acids. Gene Ontology annotation, cellular component: nucleus.